AUGGUUAACGUUGACCUCACGCUACCAUCCCUGCCCAAUGUUAAUGGCAACCUCGAGCUCAACCAGGUCAUUCUUCGUACUCCCUCAACCUCCUGCGGCCCUGGCGCCGUCAUCAACACAACCUUCAUGUUUCUACAGCCCCACGCUCGAAGGGUAACGUCCCUUGGCACGUCAACACAGACCCCCCCUCACCCUUUCAUAAAUAUGUCUCUCGCUGCUCACUUCGACUUCCCGCACCUUCCUGUCAUCCUCGUGCGGUUGUCUACUUCCUCUCGCUAUCUGGUGAUUGCCUGCAAGAUCUCGUGGAAUAUGUGCCGGUGCAGAUAUCGUCAUGCAGCACCCUCGGGACCAUGGCCUUGGGUAGAUUUCAACACCGACCUCUCAUCCUCUGAGCUGCCAUUUCGGAAGGGCGAACAUGAAUGGCGCGGAUACCCGCAAGAACUUUUUGGCAACUGGAGUCCGAUUCCGGUGGCACGAAGCGAGAUGUUGACACAAUGUGCGCGCACCAUGAAACCGUGCGUUAUAUAUGGCAUUGACGUAACGGGCGACGGUCAAUUCAAAACACGGGAGCAAGGGCUGCACCGCGUUCAAGUUGAGGUGUCGGAAGAGAAGGAAAACGAAUUCUGGUCAGAAUUACAGAAGGAGGAAAGUGUUGUGAUACCCCAUCUCACUAAAUUGAUGAGUGAUUAUGACCACAAUCAGGUUCGGGAGAACGUCCGCGUUCGAGCGUUAUUCGUGGAUAACCUGUCGGAAUCCGUUUUGAAGAUGUUGGGGACCAAGUAUAACAUUGAGGCAUUCUUCUUUUCAUCCUCCACCAACUGGAUUCCCUCGCGAUACCGGGAAGAGGUUCGACAUGGAUUGGGGGAUCAUAUCACAGUUAUCCUUCCUUUUAUUCGGACCACGGAGAAGAAAAAGAAGAGCCUAUCAGGCAUGAAAUGUAAUGACAGGAAGAACACCAUAGAUGUCAUGGCACCGCUUAACCUGCACGGCGAACAUGUCCUUCUCAUCGACCUUCUGGCAGUUCACAUGAUCCGCGAGAAGAAUUCUUCUACGAUCAUAACGUAUCAUCCUCCGCUACGUGAUCGCACCACCGCCGAGCGCUUGUAUCAGGUUAUGGAGCGCGCAGGUGGAAGUGUUUACUGGAACAAAAUAUUCAUGGCAUCUGAAGAUCCGACCUUUUUCUUUCUGGUGAUCCUGUGGUACGCGUUAUAUGCGUGGGAUGAAACAUUUGAAGUGCUGUAUAACCGCAUCAAGGAUUUGGAGGUAAUCUUGAAUGGCUCCGACUUCAUCGCUAUGGCCGACCUCAACCAUAGCCUCCACAGCCUUCAGGCGCACCUACUCCAGUACCAAGCCCUCCUUCAUGAUUUCGAGAAAUCGGUCGCAUUUGUUAUGGAGACUCCAAACCCUGCAAUGGAAAAAUCAGAAAAUAGGGCAACUACAAAAGAGCUGAUGCAACGAGAAUGCAAGAACCUCCUUUCCGAGGUCGACAGGUUGCACAGGAGAUGUUCGAUGUUCAUCAGUCGAUUAAAGAAUGCCAUAGAUUUGGCAUUCGCGACUGUAAACAUCGAGGACAGUCGUCAAACGCACAGAUUAACUAGGGCAACUCUUCGAGACUCUGCAGCGAUGAAACUGAUAUCAUACCUGACCAUGGUCUUCUUGCCCGCCAGUUUAACUGCUUCGGUCUUUGGGAUGAAUGUGCGCGAAAUUUCUCCCGGCACCCUAGAAACGAUCACGCGCUAUGUUUGGGUGACUUUGACGCUGACUCUUGUCACCACAUGGACCGUUAUCGCUUUACAACCAUACAGUACAAUCCACAAGCCUGGAGCUAGUAUGUGGCGGAGGGCUGCUUGGCCUGCAUUUUUCUUCCCCCAAAAAAUUAUUGAGUGCUCCAAGUCCUUCUGGAUCAAGGGCAAGAAGACCUCGCCACAGGAAAAAAAUCCCUCCUUGGGUCCAAGUCGCAGGAAAGGAGGUAACUCUUCUACGUUGAUGUUCGACGACGCAAUAUUUGAAGAGGAUGUGAUUGGUGGUUGA
Suillus subaureus is the source of this 2031-nucleotide messenger RNA. RefSeq lists its product as uncharacterized. Lineage: Eukaryota; Fungi; Basidiomycota; Agaricomycetes; Boletales; Suillaceae. Gene Ontology annotation, cellular component: membrane. Gene Ontology annotation, molecular function: cobalt ion binding; magnesium ion transmembrane transporter activity; magnesium ion binding. Bases 1 to 2031 code for a protein of 676 amino acids. Gene Ontology annotation, biological process: transmembrane transport; metal ion transport. The record is from RefSeq and is a predicted model, not a curated record. The transcript has 10 exons.